Molecule: messenger RNA, 678 nt
Organism: Cooperia oncophora
Lineage: Eukaryota; Metazoa; Nematoda; Chromadorea; Rhabditida; Trichostrongylidae
Source: the annotation of a GenBank genome assembly
AUGGCUCAAUGGACAGAUCCAUCACGGACGUUUCUCAUUCAGGAGGUUCGAGGACGCCGAGUACUGUGGGACACUACCGUAAACGAUCCGAAUCUGAAAAGUGCUAAAGCGGCAGCUUUCGCUGAGAUCGCUAAUGUGAUGAGUGAAGCGUUCCCGUCAAGCACAAAGUACACAGCCGAAGAUAUCCGAUCACAAUGGAAAAAUCUCAAGGACACUUUCGUGCGAAAGUUACGAUGGGUUUCGGAGGGAAAAUAUACUGAUGAUCCUCUAAAGGAACCGACCUGGAAAUUCUAUCGGAUGUUGUCGUUUCUAGACGAUAAGGAGUCUAAACGGCUCUCCAGCGACCAUCCGAUAUUCGACAUCGCAGCGCUCCAGAGAGACCAUGGACUGGAUCUAGUGAAAAGUGAGCUCCAACAUAUCCAAUAUGACGGCAGUAAUCAAAGUGCAGCUUCCAGUGAAGAACAGAUGCUUUCCCUGUUCGCACAGGUGGGAUCCUACUCAAGUGCAGAAAAGCCUCCGACUCAGCUCGAUUCGCCGCCGUCGCCUUCUUUACCACCGGUGUCCAGUGCAGACGCGACAGCUGCAGAUAACAUCGGGACGAAGAGUAACGCUGCCUACACACAUUCCAUGGACGAGGAGGAGGAACCGAGACGGAAACGAGUAAGUGUACUCUCAUAG